Molecule: messenger RNA, 1439 nt
Organism: Sipha flava (yellow sugarcane aphid)
Lineage: Eukaryota; Metazoa; Arthropoda; Insecta; Hemiptera; Aphididae
Product: GDP-fucose protein O-fucosyltransferase 1
Exons: 1
Coding region: 230-1378 (382 amino acids)
Biological process (GO): protein O-linked glycosylation via fucose; Notch signaling pathway
Molecular function (GO): peptide-O-fucosyltransferase activity
Source: RefSeq, a predicted model, not a curated record
GUUUAGCGGCUAAGAUAUUAUCUCCGUGUUAUCAAGGCUAAACAUGAAAUAAUCUUUCGAAAACUCUUACCGACUUUUUGAUUAUUUUAGAAUUUUGUCAAUACUCAAAGGAUAGACAAUGUUCGUUUUACGUUCACAUUAAGUUUAUUAUUUAAAAUAUUAAUGUCAAGAACUCUGUACGCGUGUGUUGAAGAGUGUUAACGGAAAUUUUAGUGUAAUCAAUUGAAUUAUGAAUAAUUUGUUCCUAUUUUUUGUUAUGGUUUUCUUGUGUUCAGCCCUUGCCCAAGAUCCUUCUGGUUACAUCGCUUAUUGUCCAUGUAUGGGUCGCUUUGGCAACCAAGCAGAUCAUUUUCUAGGUGCCAUUGGAUUUGCCAAAGCAUUGAAUCGCACACUACUGUUACCUCAUUGGAUUGAGUAUCGCUAUGGACAGCCAAAAUCUGUUCAGGUGCCGUUUGACGCAUACUUCAAAGUGGAUCCACUUUUAGAAUAUCACAAAGUGCAACUGAUGAACGACUUUAUGACUGAGUAUUCUGAUGAUCUGUGGCCUCCAGAAAAUCGUACAUCAUUUUGUUAUAUGCCUAGAGGUGAUGUAGGAGGACUAGGAGGAUGUAAUGCUAAAUUGGGAAACCCAUUUGAAUCAUUUUGGGAUACCUAUGGUAUUGACUUUUCUUUUUCUGAAUUUUACGCUCCUUUGAAUUAUGAUGUUUAUCAUCAUAAUAUGAUAUCAAAAUGGCAUGCAAAGUACCCACCAUCUAAAUGGCCAGUGUUAGCAUUUGUAGGAACACCAGCAAGUUUCCCAAUACAAAAAGAAAAUGUGAUCAAUCACAGAUACUUGAAGUGGAGUGAUAAUGUACAAAACAUGGCAAAUUCGUUUAUCAUUAAUCAAAUCAAACCAGGCAAGUUUAUUGGGAUUCACUUACGUAAUGGUAUUGAUUGGAUACGAGCUUGUGAACAUAUAUCACAGAAUUCAUUACUGUUUUCUGCUCCACAGUGCUUAGGUUACCGAAAUGAGUAUGGAAAAGCGACUGAAGAAUUAUGUUUUCCAACAUUUGAAACCAUUGUGAAACAAUUAAAAAGACUGAUUCGAAAACAUAGUGAAGACAUAAGCACAGUUUUUGUAGCCUCUGACAAUAAUCAUCUCAUUCCUGAAUUAUCACAAGCAUUAACAAGUUUUAAUUUAAAGAUUUUAAAAUAUGAUAAAGAUAGUCCACAUAUUGAUCUUGCAAUAUUGGGUAAAGCUGAUUAUUUUAUUGGCAAUUGUAUAUCUUCAUUCAGUGCUUUUGUUAAGCGUGAAAGAGAUACAAAUGAUCUUCCUAGUCAAUUUUGGGCAUUCCCUGUUUACCAAAAAUCCAAUCAAUUAACCAAGGAUGAACUAUGAACAAAGUAAUAUAUAUAUAUAUAUAUUUUUUUAUAUAAAUAUAUGGAUAAAUUAUAUGUAA